AUGACUUGCCAGGGUCGGGCCACGCGGCCCGUGGCUUUGUGUCUUCGCGUCUUUUGGCUGACGGUUGCAUCCGCCCUUCUUAGGGCCGAUGCCUUUUCUACCCCUGCACACCGAACACUACGUUCUGGAGGCUCCUUGUGCACAACACCCUCCAGAGGAGGCAUUUCACCACACACAAGUUCAGGGGGGUAUCUGUCCAGCGCCCAGGCCACAACCCCCGGGCCGUCGCUCCUCUCACGGAACAGCAAAAGCUUCCCCAUACAGUUACGGGCGGAAGCAGGUACGGGAGGGGAAAAUGCAGGACCAAUCUUAUUGGCUGAGCGUUCGGUGAACCGCGUCACGCUCAUUGGGCGCGUUGGCCUUGACCCCGAAGUCCGCCAUUUGCUGAGUGGAGACCGCAUGGCCAGUUUUUCCCUGGCGACGUCCGAGCAGUGGAGGGAUAAGGCUACUGGAGAGGUGCGCAGCCGCACCGAGUGGCACCGGGUCGUUGUGUUUGACAAGGCGCUUGUGAAUCUCGUUGAAGCCUUUGUGCACAAGGGCCGGCGACUGUACGUGGACGGAUCCUUACAAACGCGGCGUUGGGUAGCGUCCGACGGACAGGAGCGCUAUACCACCGAGGUGCUUCUUUCCAAGUACAAGGGAGAACUUGUGCUGCUGGAAAGCCCCGAAGACAAGCAUGCAGGCGCCUCAACGCACAGGGCUAGCUCCCCAGAUAUUGCCCAGGGUGGCGGAAUGGCCCGCAUAGCUGGCUCUAGUCAGGCCUCACGCAGUAACGGAGGCUCCUCUGAGGACUUCGAGUCGCAACACGAAUCCCCAGGUGCUACCGGAGCUCGGAAUGCAGUUGCGCCGCGGGGCGAAGCGGGCACAGGCGUCCGCUUCAAUGCCUCUUGGCGCUAG
This is a messenger RNA of Cyclospora cayetanensis, 897 nucleotides long. RefSeq names its product single-stranded DNA-binding protein. Gene Ontology annotation, molecular function: single-stranded DNA binding. The transcript is spliced from 4 exons. Bases 1 to 897 code for a protein of 298 amino acids. The record is from RefSeq and is a predicted model, not a curated record. Gene Ontology annotation, cellular component: mitochondrial nucleoid. Gene Ontology annotation, biological process: mitochondrial DNA replication; positive regulation of helicase activity. Lineage: Eukaryota; Apicomplexa; Conoidasida; Eucoccidiorida; Eimeriidae.